AUGACGAACCGCUCAGGGAUUCCCCUCAAGCUCGAACAUGAAGAUCUUAUUAGAAGUAAGAUGUCUAUCUACGCAGGUGCCUCCUCAGUCAUGAAAGAUCUUACUCGAGUACUCUCAACCUUCAACAUUCCUUCUUCCAAGAGGGAAGGUCGCCGAGAUGCAUCAAGAAAGGCUGCAGGAGCUGCCGCAGGAGGAAAAGCCGGAGGAACAGCCGGAGGAAAAGCCGAUGAGUGCGCUCGACAGGGACCAGCAGAAGGGUCUGGUAUCGUUUCAGCCCCGCUAUGGGAUUCCCAUACCUCAACCUUUGCUGGACUUCUUACGACUUCGGACUAUAUAAAUGUUAUCCAAUAUUACUGGCAGAAUCCAGAAGCCCUCAAUCAAAUAGAUCAAUUCAAAUUGAAUAUCGAAAAGGCAAUUGGCGUACUACCUUUGGAGACGGUAUCGGUACAUCCUGCGCGACCUCUUUACGAUGCUUGUCGCGAGAUGUUGCAAACCCGGGCCCGCCGUAUCCCGCUGGUUGAUGUUGAUGACGAGACGGGAAAAGAGAUGGUGGUCAGUGUGAUUACACAAUAUCGUAUCCUGAAGUUUAUUAGUGUCAAUGUCGAAGAGACGGAAUUCUUGAAGAAAAGUGUAUCGGACAUCAAACUUGGAACUUAUGGGGACCUACAAACCGCAAAUAUGGACACUCCGGUGAUCGACGUCAUACAUAUGAUGGUCAAACACAGCAUUUCGAGCGUUCCCAUUGUUGACAAAGAUUCGCGAGUACUUAAUCUUUUCGAGGCUGUCGAUGUAAUCACGAUUAUUAAGGGUGGUGUAUACGAUGGUCUGACUUUGACUGUGGGAGAAGCUUUGGCCAAUAGGGCAGAAGACUUUGCCGGGAUUUAUACUUGCAGUGAAGAAGACAGGUUGGAUUCGAUCUUUGACACGAUUCGAAAAUCUAGAGUGCAUCGAUUGGUGGUUAUAGAUGAAGAGCAGCAUUUGAAGGGAGUGAUCUCUUUGUCGGAUAUUUUGCAUGGAUCUAUCAUUCCGGAAUGA
Sclerotinia sclerotiorum 1980 UF-70 is the source of this 1035-nucleotide messenger RNA. RefSeq lists its product as hypothetical. The record is from RefSeq and is a predicted model, not a curated record. The transcript has 6 exons. Bases 1 to 1035 code for a protein of 344 amino acids. Lineage: Eukaryota; Fungi; Ascomycota; Leotiomycetes; Helotiales; Sclerotiniaceae.